This is a messenger RNA of Hibiscus syriacus, 1670 nucleotides long. Its product is annotated as 1-aminocyclopropane-1-carboxylate synthase-like. NCBI's taxonomy places the organism in Eukaryota, Viridiplantae, Streptophyta, Magnoliopsida, Malvales, Malvaceae. The record is from RefSeq and is a predicted model, not a curated record. Bases 65 to 1501 code for a protein of 478 amino acids. Gene Ontology annotation, biological process: biosynthetic process; amino acid metabolic process. The transcript has 4 exons. Gene Ontology annotation, molecular function: pyridoxal phosphate binding; transaminase activity.
UACUCUUUCUGAUCUCUAACUAUUUGUUUCCUUCCCCAAGGAUAAAACAUUCCUUUUUUUGAAGAUGGCUGCCAUUUCAAAGAUUGCAACAGGCAAUGGUCAUGCUGAAAACUCUCCUUAUUUCGAUGGGUGGAAAGCAUACGAGGCCAACCCUUUUCAUCCCGUCGAUAGACCAGAUGGUGUUAUUCAGAUGGGGCUAGCUGAGAAUCAGCUUUGCUUUGAUUUCAUUGAAAAGUGGCUCAUGGAACACCCGGAAGCUUCACUGUGUACUGCUGAAGGUGUAAACAAAUUCAAGGAGGCGGCACUUUUCCAGGAUUAUCAUGGCUUGCCUGAGUUCAGACAAGCUGUUGCAAAAUUUAUGGGGAAAGUGAGGGGAGAUAGAGUAAAAUUCGAUCCGAAUCGGAUUGUUAUGAGCGGCGGAGCCAAUGGUGCUCAUGAAAUGGUUGCCUUUUGUUUGGCUGAUCCCGGUGAAGCAUUUCUGAUUCCUACUCCUUAUUAUCCAGGAUUUGAUCGGGACUUGAGGUGGAGAACUGGUGUGGAACUUGUUCCUGUCGUUUGUGAGAGUGCCAAUGAUUUCAAGAUCACCAUUGAUGCUUUGGAAGCUGCAUAUGAGAAAGCACAAGAAGCUAACCUCCGAGUCAAGGGUUUGCUCAUAACGAAUCCAUCAAAUCCAUUGGGAACUUUCAUGGACAAGGAUACCUUAAAGAACAUCAUAAGCUUCAUAAACAAAAAGAACAUCCAUUUGAUAGGCGACGAGAUAUAUGCCGCCACAGUUUUCACGGAGCCCGAGUUCGUCAGCAUAUCGGAAAUCAUCGAACAAGUCGAAUGCAACCGUGAUUUGAUCCACAUCGUUUACAGUCUCUCAAAGGACAUGGGGUUCCCCGGAUUCAGAAUCGGCAUCGUAUAUUCAUACAAUGACGCAGUGAUGAACUGUGCCCGCAAAAUGUCGAGCUUCGGGCUGGUGUCUUCUCAAACACAACACUUAAUCGCCUCAAUGCUAUCGGACGAUGAGUUCGUUGACGAUUUCGUCGACGAAAUGAAACAACGGUUGCUCAAAAGGCACAAGUAUUUCACUUGGAGAUUAGAACAAGUUGGUAUCGGUUCAUUGAAGAGCAAUGCCGGGCUGUUUAUCUGGAUGGAUUUGCGUAAGCUCUUGAAAGAGAAAACGUUCGAAGCCGAGAUGGAACUGUGGCGAGUGAUCAUCAAUGAUGUUAAGCUCAAUGUUUCGCCGGGAUCUUCGUUCCACUGCUAUGAACCGGGGUGGUUCAGGGUUUGCUUUGCUAACAUGGAUGAUAACUCCAUGGAAGUUGCUUUGUCUAGGAUCAGAAACUUCAUGAUCAAGAACAACGAGACCGUGAUUCCACAUCGGAACAAAUUAUGGAGGCGAACCAGCCUUAAGCUCAGCUUAUCUCGAAGAAUGGACGAUUUCAUCAUGUCGCCGAGCAUCUUGUCUCCUCACUCUCCUUUACCUCAGUCGCCGCUCGUCCGAGCCCGGACUUAAAUCGGAGGUACAACUGAAUCCGAACGGACCCUUUCAUAUAUAUACACUAGGCUUUAGAUAUCACCAUUCUUUCCCAUGGAGAUAACCCAUACAAGAGGGACCUAUGAAUUAAUGUGCAAAACAAAGGAUUGUUUCUUGAAUAUCUUUUUACAUUAGCAAGUAUGCAUUU